UUGCUUUGUUGUAGGCUUCUACAAGGUUUCCUACAGAAUUAGUAAGUGUGGAAAUGGAGCCGAGCUGGAGUACGUUUCUUUUUCAACAGGCCAAUGAAGCCCUCCACCACCAGCACCAUGUGGCCCAGAACAGCCUGCUGCCACUUCUUAAUGCAGGAGCUGAACAAAUUGACCAGAAGCCUAUCCUGCCCAUCCACAUAGACCAGAAGCCCCCUACCAGCGCUGCUGAUCUCCUCAAAGACAAUGUGGCCAGCGGAGGAGGUGCACGGCCACAAAUGCCCGUGAUAAAGAAGGAGCACAAAGGUAAAACGCCGUUUGUCUGCGGCUACUGCAACAAGGCCUUUCGUGACAGCUACCACCUGCGACGCCAUGAGUCCAGCCACACCGGUAUUAAGAUGGUGUCACGGCCAAAGAAGGCUGCCCAGACAGCCCCCACCAUGGUACCCAUGAUCUCCACCAUGCAACGAGAGAACAACGGCAACCCUUCCUACAUCUCCACGGUGGCAGGCAUCCUCUCCACAGCAACCACCUCGGUUUCCUCAGGCGCGAGCAUCAUGACAUCGUCUGCAAUGGGAAAUAUGCCGCAGCAAAAUGUCGCCAAGAAACCUGCCAAACCGGUCAAGAAAAACCAUGGGUGUGAGAUGUGUGGCAAGGCCUUUCGUGAUGUCUACCACCUGAAUCGCCACAAGCUGUCCCAUUCAGAUGAGAAGCCUUUUGAGUGCCCCAUCUGCCAGCAACGCUUUAAAAGGAAGGACCGGAUGACCUACCAUGUUCGCUCUCAUGACGGGGGAGUCCACAAGCCCUAUGUAUGUUCAGUGUGUGGGAAAGGCUUUUCCAGGCCAGACCACUUGAGCUGCCAUGUGAAGCAUGUGCAUUCCUCGGAAAGACCGUUUAAAUGUCAAGUAACGGCCUGUACCUCUGCUUUCGCCACCAAAGACAGACUCCGUUCCCACAUGAUCAGGCACGAAGGCAAGGUCACCUGUAGCAUCUGUGGGAAGAUGCUCAGUGCAGCCUACAUCACCAGCCAUUUGAAGACUCACGGACAGACCAACUUCAACUCCUGUAACAAACAGGGUAACGGGGUCUGCAAUUCUUCCUCAGCUACACCUGUGACCAUUUCUGCCCCCAUCACCACGGCGAUGAACCGGGGCCACUCCAACAACCCUGUCACCAUAGCCGCACAAAUGAACAUUACCACCAACACGGUCAACAUCACAUCUCCAAUCAGCCUCCAGCACCCAGUCACCAUCACCGGGCCCGUCAACAUCGCUUCUGUCAACAUCCCUUCCUCGGUUCCCAUGAAUAUUGCCCACCCGGUCGCUAUAACGACCACCAUGCCUAUGAAUAUGGCGGGUCCGCUCAACAUCGCCAUGAGGUCAAUGGAUAGCAUGCCUUUUCUGUCCCAAGUCUUGCCUUCUUCCCAACACUGGUAAAAAAAAAAAAAAAAGGCAUUCAGCAUUGGACUGGCCAGAAAGAAAGGGAAAAAUGAAGUGAAACAAGAGACUCCUGUCAUCAUUUGCACCUCAAGCCCGGCUCUUUCUCCCCCCCCAAACCCCCCCGAACCAUGUUUACUUACCCUGAAGUGAAUAUUUACAUGAGCUGUUGGGGGUGCGGUAGGAGCUCCCCAAGUCACAGCUGCGUCCCAACUAACGUUAAGUGACUGACCUGAGAUGCAGAACACUUAAGUAGAAAUCGAUUAGGAUUUCUCUUGAAAUCAGGACAACUGUAAGACUUAGUGUAGUCAGUUAGAGUGAAACUGUGAUUUGUGUAAUGACAAAUGAGAGGAGUCCUCAAGCACCCUUGAGGACUCUGUAGGAAAACACACCUGUGCUUUUGUAAAAGGGAGUUGAGAAAUGGACUGAAGCAAUAACGAUGAAUUGCUGUUUUUGAUGUUUUACAAGUUCUCUCCCGAAGCCUCUGGGUGUUACUUUGUAUGUUUGUUUUUUUGUUUGUUUUUUUAAUUAUUAUUAUUAUUAUUAUUAUUAUUAUUAUAAUAGCCUGCUAAUCACAAUGUAAUGUUAUAGGAAAUGAGUCUAGUAAAAGGGACAGUCGCUUCCAUUUGCAUGGAAGAAUAUUUUUUCACAGUGCUAUAGCUUUUCUUUUUCUUCUCAGAUAGUAGGUAUGCUCUUGAGGUACAGUGACUAACUUGUACAGUUGACAUAGUAAUGUAUUUUCAUGUCAGCAUUUAAAUUUUUGCAUUUGUCAAGUGGAUAUCUCAACGCUGUCCUCUUGACAAUUAAAUAUGUGUACUUUGUUUUCUGUUGGUAUGGAAGCGCAAAGGUUUUUUUAUUUUUUUUAUUUGCCUAUUUGUAGUGUUCAUUUUUCCAUGAAGUCAGAAUGGAAUGAGUCUUGCACUGAAAGCAUAUCCUACACACAGGUGAGCAACAGUAUUAUCAAAGAUCAAAUUGGAGUCUUAAGUGUUUUGGUUAGCCUGCCUGCACUUGAGGGCCAUCUAGUGGCUGAGCAUGGAAGGGCUUGGCCUUGUAGUGAAGCUUUUUCAGGCAGUUACUGUCGUCAUAAUGGUGACUAAUUAGUUUUGUCUGACUCUUCUGUACACUGUUUUUUUUUGGUUGUCGUUUUAUUUUUUUUAUUUUUAUAUUUAUCUGUGAUUUCCCCAAGAUGAUGCUAAGGACCCUGCACUCAGGAAACACCACAUUGAAGCCCGUUACCUAUGAAUCUGGUUCCUUUUUUAAAAUUGAAUAUAUCUAUACCAUGUAUCUUGAUUCUUAAUCUCUCCAUGUUCCUUUUCUGAUUUCCUAUAUCAUUUGGCAUUGUCACGUUCAAAGACUUGACUUCCAUCAGGGACAAGAAGUCCAAGAAAUUUAGAUUUUAAACCUAGCCGUCCAUUUAACUAAUCAUUUACUGUGCAAUGGCAUACUUUUCUUUUUUUUCUUUUUUUUUUUAACAUUUCCUUUUAAAGUCAAGUUACGUUUCAGGCUACAUAGUCAUGUGGCUGAGAUCUGAAUGAGUUUGAUAAAAUACAAGUUUGUGUCCAUACAAAUAAUCGGGACAAGAUUUGAUGUUGCAUGAACCCGAAUACUGUAGCUGUUGAACAUAUUUUUACUGAAUGCCAUGUUCUCUCGACAGUGUUGCAGCUCUGAGUUGAUUCAGUUUAUACUGAAAAAUGCAAUAUGCAUGUUUGUCAUUUUUCCCAAGUUUUGUUUUAAACAAAAUAUUAGUGUAGCUUUUUCUUUGUUCUUAUGCAUUUACGUAGAUACACUAUGAUAGCCUGUUUGCCAAAUUUGAUGAUAAUAAUAAUAAUGUGAUGAACUGAACAUUUCUGGUGGAAUUGAACAUCUCUUUAUUUUUUAGGAAAAGAAAUAAUUGGAAAUUCCAGGACCCUUGUGAAAGCAGUUGAAUGUAUAUCUUUGUACAAAACUAUUUUAGUUCCAAGAAUAUGAUAGUUAGAAUAGAUGUGAAAGAUAAGAUAACCUUUUUUAUAAAUCUUUUGUAUUAGAACAUUAACAAUGGUAAUUUUGUAUAUAUGGCUAGCUUUCUGAUUAGCAGAAAGGUCAAACAUUCCUACAUUUUUUUUAAAUGUAUGUUUGUCAAAUUAUUACAUAAACAUGCGCAAUGUUAUGUGCCUUUUAUUUGGGUUGUCUAAAUAAAAGAAAACUAUCCAAUGUG
Molecule: messenger RNA, 3627 nt
Organism: Perca fluviatilis (European perch)
Lineage: Eukaryota; Metazoa; Chordata; Actinopteri; Perciformes; Percidae
Gene: vezf1a
Product: vascular endothelial zinc finger 1a
Exons: 5
Coding region: 54-1433 (459 amino acids)
Cellular component (GO): nucleus
Source: RefSeq, a predicted model, not a curated record